Tetranychus urticae (two-spotted spider mite) is the source of this 1670-nucleotide messenger RNA. It is a transcript of the gene Las, whose product is annotated as lipoyl synthase, mitochondrial. The record is from RefSeq and is a predicted model, not a curated record. Gene Ontology annotation, molecular function: lipoate synthase activity; 4 iron, 4 sulfur cluster binding. NCBI's taxonomy places the organism in Eukaryota, Metazoa, Arthropoda, Arachnida, Trombidiformes, Tetranychidae. Gene Ontology annotation, cellular component: mitochondrion. Gene Ontology annotation, biological process: lipoate biosynthetic process.
ACUACGCAUGAUGUUGAUUUGAUCAGCUGUUUGGAUUAUAUUUUUGUGUUCAAUUGCCCAGUGACAAUUUAGUCAAUUAAUUAUGUUAUUGAUAAAAAAUAAAUCGAAAUGUUUUCAAAAUUUAAUUGUUGAACAAAAACUACGCUCAAUAACAGUGAAAACAUCACAAUCUGUUAGGAAUGGCUCAUCUUCUACUCAAUCUACACCAGCAUCAACCUCUUAUCCGCGUUUGGAAAAGCUCAAGGAGCAAUUGAAGUCAGAAGAGUUAUCCUCAACAAAUCCACCCAAGAAACGUAACCAUGUAAGAUUACCGUCAUGGUUGAAACAAAAUAUUCCAAUGGGAAAUAACUACAAUCGUUUAAAGGACAAUUUGAGGUCAUUAAAUUUGCAUACAGUCUGUGAAGAAGCAAAAUGUCCCAAUAUUGGUGAAUGUUGGAGUGGAGGUAAAGAAAAUACACCAACAGCGACAAUUAUGCUUCUUGGUGACACUUGUACCCGAGGAUGUCGAUUUUGUUCAGUGAAAACAUCAAGAAAACCACCUCCUCCUGAUCCAAAUGAACCUUUUAACACAGCUAAAGCAAUUUCACAAUGGUCAUUAAGCUAUGUAGUGUUAACUUCAGUCGAUCGUGAUGAUUUAACCGAUGGCGGAUCAAACCAUUUUGCAGAAACUGUCAAGUUGAUUAAACAAAUGAUGCCAUCGUUAUAUGUUGAAUGUUUAACUCCCGAUUUUCGUGGAGAUCUCGACGCAGUCGGGCGAGUUGCAUUGUCUGGUCUGGACGUUUAUGCACAUAAUCUAGAAACUGUAAAAGAGUUACAAAGACAUGUUCGAGAUCAUCGAGCUAAUUAUGAGCAAUCAAUGACAGUACUUAAACAUGCUAAAAAGGUUCGAGCUGAAUCAGGCAAACCAGUCAUUACAAAAACAUCUUUAAUGUUGGGUCUAGGAGAGAACGACGAUGAAAUUAAAUCAGUUUUGGAUGAUUUACGGCAAAAUGACGUUGAUGUGGUGACUUUUGGUCAAUAUAUGCAGCCCACAAAGAGACAUAUUAAAGUAGUUACUCAUGUUGAUCCGGAUAAAUUUAAAUUUUGGGAAGAUUAUUCUAAAGAAUUAGGAUUCCUUUAUGUUGCAAGUGGGCCAUUGGUUCGAUCAUCGUACAAAGCUGGUGAAUUUUUCAUCAAAAACAUCAUUGACAAAGCUCGAAAAGAUUUUAUUUAAUUGUGUUAAUUGAUAAUAUUGGAAAAAUAGUGUAACAUAAUAAUUUAGUGUGUUUAUCAUUGACAACAGGAAAAUUUAACUUUUUUAUUGAAAGUUUAUUGAUAUUUUCCUGUCCAUCAUUGAUUUUCAACCUUCAUAGAUAUCAUUGGAUCAGAUUUUUAUGAGUUAAUUAAUACAAAGUGAUAUUUAAUUAACACAAAUGACUGAAUUUAAAGCAUAUUGUUAUCAUUAUUUUACUAAUAAGAGAUUUAUAUCCAUUCAACAAAGAAAAGCAUCCGCUGUGAUAAUUGAAUUUCCUGGAUUACAGUUGUGUAUAAAUAAAUGUAAAGCAAAGAGACGAGUCAAUAAUAUGUUACAAGAUGUUCACUGCUGUUAACUAAUCAAACUUCUGUUGGCUAAAUAAUUAAUUUGGGAUCAAGAAAGUGAAUUAGAUUGAUUAAAGUAAUUGUCCAAGGAA